This is a messenger RNA of Gavialis gangeticus (Gharial), 2266 nucleotides long. It is a transcript of the gene KISS1R, whose product is annotated as KISS1 receptor. The transcript has 5 exons. The record is from RefSeq and is a predicted model, not a curated record. The coding region runs from base 413 to 1531 and encodes 372 amino acids. Gene Ontology annotation, biological process: neuropeptide signaling pathway. Lineage: Eukaryota; Metazoa; Chordata; Crocodylia; Gavialidae. Gene Ontology annotation, molecular function: G protein-coupled peptide receptor activity. Gene Ontology annotation, cellular component: membrane.
AGAGGCUCCUGGCCCUGCCCCAGCCCAGGCUGGAGGGAGGACCCAGGAGUCCUGCCCUGCAGGGUGGUUGUGCUGGCACAGGGCUCAGCUUGGCUUUGGACCCAGCUGUCUGCAGCAGAGCUGGGGGGUGGCACAGGCACAGUCCCCACAGGACCUGCCCAUCCCCGGGGGUGGGCAAUGCUCAGUGCCAGCCCCUCGGUCCCCUCCCUCUGGCAGCGCACCGCCCCAGGCUCUCCUGCAGUUGAUCCGAAGCAAGGAGCGGACAGACACUCCAGGAGCCGGGACAGCCCCUGGGUGGCUGGAUCCGGGACGCCUGGGGUCUUCAAGGAGCCUGGGCUGGGGGCUACAAGGACCACCCCCCCCUUAGUGGAGAGAAAACCCAGGGGUCCGGCUGCCCCCCACCCCACCAGCCAUGUGGGCAGUGGGGAUGGGCACAGUGGGCAGCGCCGGGAACAAUGCAUCGCUGCUGCUUCCCCCCAACGGGUCGUGUGGGGCUGGGGGGCUGCUGUGCGGGAACAGCUCGGGGCCCCCCAGCCCCCCACGCCUGGUGGAUGCCUGGCUGGUGCCCCUCUGCUUCGCGGCGCUGCUGGUGCUGGGGCUGGUGGGCAACUCCCUGGUCAUCUACGUUAUCUCCAGGCACCAGCCGAUGAGGACGGUCACCAACUUCUACAUCGCCAACCUGGCCGCCACCGACAUCAUCUUCCUGGUCUGCUGCGUGCCCUUCACUGCCAUGCUGUACCCGCUGCCCAGCUGGAUCUUCGGGGAGUUCAUGUGCAAGUUCAUUAACUACAUCCAGCAGGUCUCCGUGCAGGCCACCUGCAUGACGCUGACGGCCAUGAGCGUGGACCGCUGGUACGUGACCGUGUUCCCACUGCGCUCCCUGCGCCAGCGCACCCCCCGCGUCGCCGUCGCCGUCAGCCUGGGCAUCUGGAGCGGUUCCUUCGUCGUCUCCGUCCCGGUGCUGACGUACCACCGGCUGACGGAGGGCUACUGGUUCGGGCCCCAGACCUACUGCAGCGAGUCCUUCCCCUCGGUGGCUCACGAGAAGGCCUUCAUCCUCUACAACUUCCUGGCUGUGUACCUGCUGCCUCUGCUGACCAUCUGCAUCUGCUACACCGCCAUGCUCUAUCAGAUGGGGCGUCCUGCCGUGGAGCCGGCUGAGAAUGGCUACCAGGUGCAGCAGCUGGCAGAGCGCUCGGAGGCCUUGCGCGCCCGGAUCUCCCGCAUGGUGGCCAUCAUCGUGGUGCUCUUCACCAUGUGCUGGGGGCCCAUGCAGUUCCUCAUCCUCCUGCAGGCCUUCGGGCCUGGCUUCCAGCGCAACUACUACACCUACAAGGUGAAGAUCUGGGCCCACUGCAUGUCCUACGCCAACUCCUCGGUCAACCCCCUCGUCUAUGCCUUCAUGGGCGCCAACUUCAGGAAGGCCUUCAGGAAAGUCUUCCCCUUUGCCUUCAAGCAGCGGGUGGGCGGCACCGGCGCGGGCAGCGCCAACGUCAACACCGAGAUGCACUUUGUCUCCUCCGGCAAGUAGCGGGUGGAGGUGCCCUGAGCAGGGGGUGGGAGAAGGGACCUGAACCCCACCCCCCCAUGUGCCCCAUGGUCUGUCUUGUCCACCCCAGUCCUGCAGCCACUUCUGGGGUGGGGAGGCAGCGGUUGCUGGCGUGACCCAGAGCUACGCUCUGUGCCAGGUGAGGGCAGGAAGCGGAGAACGCUCCGUGCCGAGGGUGAGAUGAGCAGGCUCACCCAGGCCGACCACCUCUGCUAGCCGCUGCCCGGGUCAUCUAGCCACCGCCGUGCCAGGACGUCUGCUUUUCUGAAAGAGGCUGCACCGUCCAGCGCCUGGCACAAGCUCAGAGGGGGAGCAACCCUUCUGGGCCUUGGGAUUCGCACCACAGGUCUCUCCCACUGCUACAAACCAUCUGAGCCCCUCUGCACCCCAGCCCCAGGGGAAAAACUGCUCAUCGCGAUGUCCCCAUCCCUGCUGCAGACAGCAGCUCCUGUCCUGACACGGCUAUGUGCCACUUCCCAUCCUGGCUCAUGAGAGGCACUUUUGCUUGAGGGCAGGAAAAGCCCAGAUGCCUCCCUCCAUGUCUACCGCAGCACGGGCACUAGGACUGGGGCUCCGCAGGGAAAGCUGAGCCUGGGGAAAGGGAGAUGAAGGACCCUCAGCCUCUUCUCUUUAGAGCACUCAUCCUCCUGACACCACCUCUGCAUCGCAGAACUGUAGAAAAUGAGGGUUGAAGGGACCUCAGGGGGUCACAUCCAG